Molecule: messenger RNA, 1889 nt
Organism: Choloepus didactylus (southern two-toed sloth)
Lineage: Eukaryota; Metazoa; Chordata; Mammalia; Pilosa; Megalonychidae
Gene: MICU2
Product: mitochondrial calcium uptake 2
Exons: 12
Coding region: 6-1307 (433 amino acids)
Biological process (GO): mitochondrial calcium ion homeostasis; calcium import into the mitochondrion
Cellular component (GO): uniplex complex
Molecular function (GO): calcium ion binding
Source: RefSeq, a predicted model, not a curated record
CAAAGAUGGCGGCGGCCGCAGGGCUCGGGGCUCGGCUGGCGGCCUGGGGCGGAAGGCUGCGGCAUGGGCUGAUCACCAGCACACGAACCUCUCUGGGUCCUGGGCCCUUGGCGGCGGCAGUGGCCGGAGUGGCCCUGACAGGAGCAGGAGUAGCCUGGUACGGCGGCCGCGUGAAAGCCGCGGCGCUUCCGGGCAGCGUCACGGUGUUAGCACAGAAAAAUGUUGACUCUGGGGAGACAGUAGGGAAACUGUGUCUCCGAAAACAGCGCUUCCUGCAGUUUUCUUCAUUGGAACAUGAAGGAGAAUAUUAUAUGACACCAAGGGACUUCCUCUUUUCAGUAAUGUUUGAGCAAAUGGAACGUAAAAGUUCAGUCAGGAAGCUGACAGAAAAGGAUAUCGAGGAUGUGCUGGCAGGAAUCCAAACAGCUCGUUGUGGAUCAACCUUUUUUAGAGACCUUGGUGAUAAAGGGCUGAUUUCAUACACUGAGUAUCUUUUCUUGCUUACAAUCCUCACUAAACCCCACACUGGAUUUCAUGUUGCUUUUAAAAUGCUGGAUGCAGAUGGCAAUGAGAUGGUUGAGAAAAAGGAAUUUUUUAAGCUGCAGAAGAUCAUAAGUAAACAAGAUGACUUGAAGACAACUAUAACUGAUAUAACAGAAUGCCAGGAACCAAAAAUGCAAGAAUCUGAAGUUAACACAACCCUUCAGGUACAUUUCUUUGGAAAAAGAGGAAAAAAUAAACUUCAUUAUAAAGAAUUUCGAAGAUUUAUGGAAAAUUUACAAACAGAGAUCCAAGAAAUGGAAUUCUUUCAGUUUUCUAAAGGUUUAAGUUUCAUGAGAAAAGAAGACUUUGCAGAGUGGCUACUUUUUUUCACCAACACUGGAAAUAAAGACAUUUAUUGGAAAAAUGUGAGAGAGAGGUUGUCAGCAGGAGAGAGCAUCUCUUUGGAUGAGUUCAAGUCAUUUUGUCAUUUUACGACCCACUUGGAAGACUUUGCCAUUGCCAUGCAAAUGUUUAGUUUAGCUCAUCGCCCUGUCAGACUAGCGGAGUUUAGGAGAGCUGUGAAAGUAGCAACAGGACAGGAGCUCUCAAACAAUAUUUUGGACACUGUGUUCAAGAUCUUUGAUUUGGAUGGUGAUGAAUGUCUUAGUCAUGGAGAGUUCCUCGGCGUGUUAAAAAACAGGAUGCAUCGAGGCUUAUGGGUACCACAACAACUAAGUGUACAAGAAUACUGGAAAUGCGUGAAAAAAGAGAGCAUUAAAGGAGUAAAAGAAGUUUGGAAACAAGCUGGAAAGAGUCUUUUUUGAAACAGAUAAUAUGGGAAUUACAUUGCUCCAAUUCCCAGAAUUUGGGAUUUUUGUAAAGUACUAGACGUUCAUCUUCUUAAGUCUUCAUUGAUUUCCUUUGAAAUAUAUAGAUGCCUUUUACUUGCUUUCUGGUUCAAUAAUUUCUUAAUGGAUUUCAAUGAAGAAAUCAUUAGAAAGGAAAGAAAGUAUUCUUUUUAAAAAACAGCUUUUAGUUUCUGUCAAAAGGCCUAGGAUCGAAGUAAUGUUUUGUACUUUGAUAAGAUGGAAAACCUAGUUAUUCACCAAUUUCUUAGUCACAAUCACAUGAUAUGCUCUCUGGACGGGUAAACAAGUACUUAUGGGAAGAAAAGUACUUGAUGCAUAGGCCAGUAUCAAUUCCAGAAGUCCAGAUGUUCCUAAUAUGGCAAAUUAAGUUAAAAACUCAUUUCAGGUUUUCUAAUCUGUAUGUUAUAUCUCCUAUAAACUUCUUGUGUGUUCUAUUUCUGUUAGCUUAGUUGUAUGUUAGUUGCCUUAAAAAUAGUAUGUAAAUUUCAGUAUUCUAGUAAAAACAGAAUAAAGUAUUUAUAAAGAUUAAAAAAUUAA